Messenger RNA from Brassica napus (rape), 356 nucleotides. RefSeq names its product novel plant SNARE 12-like. The record is from RefSeq and is a predicted model, not a curated record. Gene Ontology annotation, biological process: vesicle fusion. Gene Ontology annotation, molecular function: SNARE binding; SNAP receptor activity. Gene Ontology annotation, cellular component: ER to Golgi transport vesicle membrane; late endosome membrane; endoplasmic reticulum membrane. The transcript has 3 exons. NCBI's taxonomy places the organism in Eukaryota, Viridiplantae, Streptophyta, Magnoliopsida, Brassicales, Brassicaceae. Bases 33 to 275 code for a protein of 80 amino acids.
AAUGAUUUUUGUUUAUAUAUAUAUAUAUAGCAAUGUCAAACCAAGAGCUUGUCGAUGCUGGAAUGAGGAGGAUGGACGAGACUGACCAGGCUAUUGAACACCCUAAACAGGUUGUUCAUCAGACAGUGGAAAUCGAUACUCAAACCGCAGCUAAUUUAAAGGGCCAGGCGGAUCAAAUGGGCCGGGUUGGGAAUGACCUAGACACAAUUCAGUUCUCUAUCAAGAAAGCUUCAAAGCUGGUUAAAGAGAUAGAAAGACAGGUUUGCAUAAUCUAAUCUCCCUGGAGAUAAGUUUCUCAAUGCAAAAGCUACUGAAGCUGUAGCUACAGAUACGUGCAUAAUGAUGUUCCUGUUUCU